AUGGCGACCGACAACGCGGACCCAAUUCCUCCCUGCAAGACGUUCGAUACCAUCUUGGUUCUCGACUUCGGCUCGCAGUAUACGCAUCUGAUCACGCGCCGACUCCGCGAGCUCAACAUUUACUCUGAGAUGCUGCCAUGCACGACCAAGAUUGCCGACCUGCCAUUUACGCCCAAGGGUAUUAUUCUCUCGGGCGGCCCAUACUCUGUCUACGAGGAAGGCGCACCCCACGUAGACCACGCAGUCUUCGAUCUCGGCGUCCCGAUUCUGGGGAUAUGCUACGGACUGCAAGAAAUGGCAUGGCACUUUGGCAAGAAUGCUGGAGUUGCCGCGGGCGAGAAGAGAGAAUACGGACACGCAAACUUGCAGAUUGAGAGCCACGGUGGGCACAUGGAUGAACUGUUCAAGGACUUGGGCAACGAGCUGGAAGUCUGGAUGAGUCACGGUGACAAACUCAGCCAUAUGCCUCAGGACUUCAUGACUGUUGCGACUACAAGCAACGCGCCCUUUGCGGGCAUUGCGCACAAGACGAACAAGUACUACGGAAUCCAGUUUCACCCUGAGGUCACACACACGAAGAAGGGAAAGACUGUGCUGAAGAACUUUGCCGUCGACAUCUGUCAGGCGAACACAAACUGGACCAUGAGCAAAUUUGUAGACCAGGAGAUUACGCGCAUCAGGAAGCUGGUGGGCGAAAAGGGACAGGUCAUCGGCGCUGUCAGCGGAGGCGUCGACUCGACCGUUGCGGCAAAGCUGAUGAAGGAAGCCAUUGGCGACCGGUUCCACGCCGUCAUGGUAGACAAUGGUGUGCUGCGUCUCAACGAGGCUGUGCAGGUCAAGAAGACGCUGGACGAAGGCCUGGGCAUCAACCUCACAGUCAUUGAUGCGUCUGACCUUUUCCUCGACCGUCUCAAGGGCGUCACCGACGACCCGGAGAAAAAGCGCAAGAUCAUCGGCAACACCUUCAUUGAGGUGUUCCAGCAGCAAGCCGAGAAGAUCAAGGCAGAGGCUCACGCUUCCAGCGAGGCUGGCGAGAUUGAAUGGCUCCUCCAGGGUACCCUCUACCCUGACGUCAUCGAGUCUCUCUCGUUCAAGGGCCCCUCUCAGACCAUCAAGACACACCACAACGUUGGUGGUCUCCCCAAGGACAUGAAGCUUAAGGUCAUCGAACCACUCCGCGAGCUCUUCAAGGACGAGGUCCGUGAACUGGGCAAGGAACUCGGUAUCCCGGAAGAGCUCGUCUGGCGCCACCCGUUCCCUGGCCCAGGUAUCGCCAUCCGUAUCCUGGGCGAGGUCACGCGCGAGCAAGUCCGUAUUGCGCGCGAAGCCGACUACAUCUUCAUUGAGGAGAUCAAGGCCGCUGGUCUUUACAGGAAUAUCAGCCAGGCGUUUGCGGCGCUUCUGCCUGUCAAGGCAGUUGGUGUCAUGGGCGACAAGCGUGUCCAUGACCAGGUGAUUGCACUGAGGGCUGUCGAGACAUCCGACUUUAUGACGGCAGACUGGUAUCCGUUUGACGGCGAGUUCCUCAAGAGGGUGAGCAGGAGAAUUGUGAAUGAGGUUAAUGGUGUUUGCCGAGUGGUUUAUGACAUCACAAGUAAGCCUCCGGGCACGAUUGAGAUGGAGUAAGUGUACAUUCAUCCCGGCUCUAGUGCUUUGCCAGAGGACGGUGUGAAAGGCAGACACUUGUGAAUACAAAAGAUGACUGGACUUGGAUGUGACCAAACGAUAGAUGAUAGACGCCCUUUGAUGAUACCCUCGCAUGGCUACGAUUACGUAGCUAAAUAUGACAUUUUACG
Molecule: messenger RNA, 1796 nt
Organism: Exserohilum turcica Et28A
Lineage: Eukaryota; Fungi; Ascomycota; Dothideomycetes; Pleosporales; Pleosporaceae
Exons: 2
Coding region: 1-1626 (541 amino acids)
Biological process (GO): GMP biosynthetic process
Cellular component (GO): cytosol
Molecular function (GO): GMP synthase activity; GMP synthase (glutamine-hydrolyzing) activity; ATP binding
Source: RefSeq, a predicted model, not a curated record